Messenger RNA from Manis javanica (Malayan pangolin), 8094 nucleotides. The record is from RefSeq and is a predicted model, not a curated record. NCBI's taxonomy places the organism in Eukaryota, Metazoa, Chordata, Mammalia, Pholidota, Manidae.
AGGGGAAAAGCCCUCUUUACCCCCAACCCCAUGCAUACUUACCCAUGCCUGGAAGAGGGUGUAGCCACUAGCCUAGCGAGGGUCAGCAUGUGUCAAGGGUGGUGGCAACAGAUGGACUCAGGAAGCUUUCUACCCCAAGAUGGGCCGCAAGGCUUCCAGGGACUGGCCUGCCAACAGCUGGACUUGAUCACCAGCUUGCAAAGUGAGGUCAUGCAUCUGGUGGAAUAACAAGCAGAUUUUUCUCUCCGGCUGUGUUUAGAGGGUUUUCACAGCAGCUAGAAAGCAGAUCACCAACUGGACCCUUGAAUUUUCUUCAAGAAGCUCAGCAUAGGAUAUUCCACCCCUGGGUGGUUCGCAGGACAAUGAUGGCCCUUCUGCGAGCUUCUGCUUUCCUGGUUCUGCUCCUCGCGGCUUUUCUGCCCCCACCGCAGUGUGCCCAGGACCCUGCCAUGGUGCACUACAUCUACCAGCGCUUCCAGGUCUUGGAGUACAAAAAGGAAAUGAAGAGAGGAGUCAUGGCUUCUGAUGCAAGUCAUGCGCUGGAAGUGGCCCUGGAGCAAAUGGACGGGAUCAUUGCAGGCACUAGAACAGGCACGGACAUCAGUGAUGGCACCUGUGAGCCAGGCCUGGGCUCCCCGGCCUCCUACACGAACCCCCUCCCCGUGCUCCAUCUGGUCGAGGACCUGAAGCUGGCCCUGGAGAUGGUGGAGCAGCCCCAGGAGAGAGCAGCCCUGCUGAGUCAGAUCCCAGGCCCCACGGCCGCCUACAUACAGGAGAGCUUGUCCCAGGUAAAUCACCAUGGUGCUGCUAGUACUGAAACGUACCAGGAACGCUUGGCGCGUCUAGAAGGAGAUAAGGAGUCCCUCAUAUUACAGGUGAGUGUUCUCACAGACCAAGUGGAAGCCCAAGGAGAGAAGAUUCGAGACCUAGAAGUGUGUCUGGAAGGACACCAGGUGAAACUCAAUGCUGCUGAAGAGAUGCUUCAACAGGAGCUGCUAAGUCGUACAUCUCUGGAGACUCAGAAGCUUGAUCUGAUGUCUGAAGUGUCUGAGCUGAAGCUCAAGCUGGUUGGCAUGGAGAAGGAGCAGAGGGAGCAGGAGGAGAAGCAGAGAAAAGCAGAGUCAGUUCUGAAUGUGAUCAGUGAGCUGCAGGAGCAGAUGUGUAGGCUGCAGCUGGACAUCCACAGGCAGAUUCAAGAGCGCCUUGCACGCAGUAGGAGGCACCCUGAGGAGGUGGCGGCCCGCAGUGGUGCAGCCGAGCCCCAGGCCUGCAGCCAGGACUGUGCCUGUUGGGAGGGGUCACCUGAGUUACUGCAAGAGCUCAGGCACCUCAAAACCAAGGUGGAAGAGCUGGAAAAUGAACGGAAUCAGUAUGAGUGGAAGUUGAAGGCCACUAAGGCUGAGGUAGCCCAGCUACAAGAGCAGGUGGCCCUGAAGGAUGCAGAAAUUGAGCGUCUGCACAGCCAGCUCUCCCGGACUGCAGCACUCCACAGUGACCAUGCAGAGAAAGAUGAAGAAAUUCAGCGUCUGAAAAUGGGGAUGGAAACCUUGCUUGUUGCCAAUGAAGAUAAGGACCGUCGGAUAGAGGAGCUCACAGGGCUGUUAAACCAGUACCGAAGGGUGAAGGAGAUCGUGAUGGCAACUCAAGGUUUUCUGAGCACAUCAAAUGGUAGUGAUCAUCCCUUCACAUUGAUGCACCCAGGGCCUUCAGACAGAACUCUCUCAAUCAAUGAGGAAGAACUGGAGGGAAGUUUCAGAAAGUGGAACACUGCAAACAAAGGCCCUGAAGAAUUACUUACACCAGAGAUGCCUCCAAGAUGUGGCUCUCCCAUGGCGGGCCCACCUCCACUACCCCAGAAAUCACUGGAAACCAGGGCUCAGAAAAAACUCUCCUGCAGUCUAGAAGACUUGAGAAGUGAAUCUGUGGAUAAGUGUGUCGAUGGGAGCCAGCUCUCCCCAUCUCCCUUGAGAGACCCCGAGGACAGCCCUUUUCUGGUGGAGCACAAGUACCCCACAUUACCUGGGAAGCUUUCAGGAGCCACGCCUAAUGGAGAGGCUGCCAAAUCUACUCCUGCCUCCCAGCCUGACCCAGCGGGGAGCAGCCUUUUGAGGCUGAGAGACACAGAGAGUGGUUGGGAUGACACUGCCAUGGUCAAUGAGCUGUCAUCCACGUCAUCGGGCACGGAGUCGGGCCCCCAGUCUCCCCUGACACCAGAUGGUAAACGGAGCCCCAAAGGUAUCAAGAAAUUCUGGGGAAAAAUCCGAAGAACUCAGUCAGGCAAUUUCAACACUGAUGCGCCAGGAAUGGCAGAGUUUCGGCGAGGAGGGCUCCGAGCAACUGCAGGGCCUAGACUCUCCAGGACCAGAGACCCCAAGGGUCAGAAAAGUGACGCCAAUGCCCCUUUUGCCCAGUGGAGCACAGAGCGUGUGUGUGCAUGGCUGGAGGACUUUGGCCUGGGUCAGUACGUGAUCUUUGCCAGGCAGUGGGUGACUUCUGGCCACACUUUACUGACAGCGACCCCUCAGGACAUGGAAAAGGAGCUAGGAAUUAAGCACCCUCUUCACAGGAAGAAGCUGGUUUUAGCAGUGAAAGCCAUCAACACCAAGCAGGAGGAGAAGUCUGCCCUGCUGGACCACAUUUGGGUGACACGCUGGCUUGAUGAUAUAGGCCUCCCGCAAUACAAAGACCAGUUUCACGAAUCCAGAGUCGAUGGGCGGAUGCUGCAAUACCUAACUGUGAAUGAUCUACUCUUCUUAAAAGUCACCAGCCAACUACAUCAUCUCAGCAUCAAAUGCGCCAUUCAUGUACUGCACGUCAACAAGUUCAACCCCCACUGUCUGCACCGGCGGCCAGCUGAUGAGAGUAACCUUUCUCCUUCUGAAGUCGUGCAGUGGUCCAACCACAGGGUGAUGGAGUGGUUGCGAUCCGUGGACCUUGCAGAGUAUGCACCCAACCUUCGUGGGAGUGGUGUCCAUGGAGGUCUCAUUAUCCUGGAGCCACGCUUCACUGGGGACACCCUGGCUAUGCUUCUCAAUAUCCCACCACAAAAGACACUCCUCAGACGCCACCUAACCACUAAAUUCAAUGCCCUGAUUGGUCCUGAGGCUGAACAGGAAAAGCGAGAGAAAAUGGCUUCACCAGCUUACACACCACUGACCACCACCGCCAAAGUCCGGCCAAAGAAACUAGGAUUUUCACAUUUUGGAAACAUAAGAAAAAAGAAGUUUGAUGAAUCGACGGACUAUAUUUGCCCAAUGGAGUCCAGUGACCGUGUUGGUGAGAGUUACAGGGUGUACAGUGGCUACCGAGGCCUCAGCCCCCUUGAUGCUCCUGAGCUGGAUGGGCUAGACCAGAUGGCGCCUUCGGAAGGCACUGUGACGCAGAUAGGGCUCCUCUCCCAAGACAUUCACCGCCUGACGACCAUGUUGAGCCAGGACCAGCUGCUGAAUGACUCUUGCCUGGCUGCUCCCAACUCUGAGGACUGGAGAUGACUUUCUUCAUGGCUGGGAGCCCAGAGAGGCACGUGCGGGGGUCCCAAGCCUCUGCUUCAGUGGGAGCUGGCACCCAGCCACCUGCAGAGUGCAGAUGGGGGCUGGCAGGAGGGAAGCGGAGCUGUGGAGUAGCUGUUCCGCAGGCAGCCCCAGGAGCCCUAUGUUGUCAACCGUGCUGUGCUCUUCACAGCUUUUAUACCUUUUCCACUGUAUACGUGGACUGCAUACCAGCUCUGUGGGGAGGGCAGUGAGAUGUCAGCACAGACUCAAUGGCUGGUGCUCUUCCUUGUGGCAGUCGGGAGGUUCUUAUGCCAAAGCAGAAGGGCUAUGAGUUCAUAAAAGCUCUGCUGGAAAUUAGUUCUAAACAUUGUAUAGUGACUGAGCUGGGUGAAAUGAGAGGGAGCCCCUCCUUGACCGAAUCCAUGCAGAAGCACAUAUUUAUCUCCAGGGUGACAGCAGGUUAGGAACAGUGACUCCCUUCCCACUGCCUGGCUGCCGUCACCCUACCCUCAUCUGUAGGGAUGUGGCAGACUUGGUACCGCUGGGCUCCCAGUGUCAGAGCAGCGGCACCUCCAGCACCCCCUCAGGGCCGUGGCCCUCAGAAUAGCUGACAGGCAGGCAGAAGCCUUUCCCUCAUCAGCCUCAGACACAACUGUCUCAUCACAUGCUCCCCCGAGUGGAUGGCCCAUGGGCACCCUAAGCCAGCGUGUCCACUGCAACUCAGCAUCUUCUAGACCAGCCUGUUCCCUCUCAGGCGUUCCUGCCUCAGGGUGCGUUGCCACAUUCAGUCCUCUCCCAGCCAGUCUCCUGCUGGCGGUUGCCUGUCCUCUUCAUCCCUGUGACACUACUUCAGGCCUCACCUCUCAUCUGAUUUGCACAGCUAGUCUCCUAUGUGGCCCCUCACCUUUCCAGUUGGCUCCUCCAGACAUUCUCUACCCUAUUCCUUAGAGUGACUUUGUCAAAUUGGUUUUUAUCCUGUUACCUUUCUGCUAAGAACUUUAGUUCCAGAAUCACCACAAUGCAGUUCCAGAACCCAGAGUCAAAGAUCCCUGCACCCAGGCCCUUCUGAAUCUUCAGCCACACAAACUGCGCUGUAGCCUGUGCUCCUUCUCACACGGUAGGAUGUACUGUCCCCUAACCCCAUCACUGCUCAGUAACACCCCUCCUCUAGUUGUGACAACCAAAAAUGUCUCCAGAUGUUGCUGGGGGCAAAACUGUCCCUAGUUGAGAACCACUGGGCCAGGGAAUGGGGUGAAAGUGAGGCCAAGGUAAGGAAAAGUGAGUCAGCUGGAGCCAGAUGAAGGAAGGCCUAGAAGCCAGGCCCCUGUAAUUUAUGGGGGAGACACAGGCAAGGACUAGUGAAAGCAGUGAGAGGCUCACAGCAGAAGACAGGCAGGGUAAGAUUCGUGUUUAAGAAAACGGGAGGAGGUGGGGAAGAUGGCAGUGUAGAAAGAACCUGACCCCACCUCCUCCCACCUACACACUGACGCUAUACCUACACAUAGAGCAGGUCAGCCCGUGAAAGAACUGAGGCCUGAGCGAGCACCUGCUGUGCAAUGAGGGACAGAAAGAUCUUAUAUAAAAGAACAGGAGAGGUGGAGACAGGGUAACAGCAGGAACCCCAGCCCAGUGAUGUGCAGUGGGGAGGGAGAAUGCUAUGGGACCGGGUGGAUUUCCUGCCCAGGGAAACAGAUUAACAGCUGCACUUUAAGGUUCAUCUGGAUUAUGAGUGAAAAAAUCCAAUUUUCAAAGGUAAAAAGCACCCGUGUUUGGUGGGGGAACUGUUGGAACUCUCUCUGGGAUCAGAGGUGCUGGUGAGUGCCAAAUUUGCAUUCCUUCCACAUAUUCAUAGUGCAACUGGGAGCAGGGUCCUGCAUGCACAGCAGUUGGACCCCUGAUCUAGGCAGCCUCCCAGUCUCUGCAUACCCCCAUUCCUGCAGGAGAUCCAGCAGUCCCGUAGGGCAGCACUAGCAGUGGUGCUUGCCCAAGCUCACACUGCCUGUGCCCACCUGUCACCCAGCGCCCACUGGAAGAUCCCCAGAGACUGCACCAGCCCCUCCUGGCACCAACUAGGGAGUUCCCCAGAUGCAUCCCUAGGCUGCUGUUCGCCCACCACCCAGGAGCCCUUCAGACCUCAAUCCCCUGAGACACAUGUCUCCUGUUCAUCUGGCCCCAAGCCAACACCACCAGGCACACAGUCUACACAGGGGACCUCCCUGCACAACGGCAACCCUUCAAGACUGGGAGAGGGGGCCCUUUAAACUAAUUCACAGAAUUAAGCACAGAAAGUCAAAAUGGAACAGAGGAAUAUGUUCUAAAUGACAAAACAAGGCAAAAUUUCAGAAAAAAACUAAAUGAUGGAGAGCUAACCAACCGACCUGAAAAAGUAUUCAAAGCAGUGGUUACAAAGAUGCUCACCAGACUUUAGAGAAGAAUGGAUGAGUUCAGGGAGGACUACAACAAAGAGAGAAAACAGAAAAUAACCAGAGGUGAAGAAUAAUAAAUGAAAUGAAAAAUAUACCAGAGAGAAUCCACAACAGAUUAGAAGAUGCAGAGGUAUGAUCAGUGACUUGGAAGACAGCAUAAUAGACAAGCAAUCAAGAGGAACAGGAGAAGGAAAAAAUAAAAUUGAGGAUAGGUUGAGGGAGCUCUGAGACAACAUCAAUGUCUUAAUGUUCACAUUAUUAGAGUCCCAGGCAGAAGAAAGGGGGUAGGAAACUUGAGAAAAUAAUAGCUGAAAAUUUUCCUAACCCAGGAAAAGAAACAGACAUCCACGUCCAAAAAGGACAGAGAGCCCCAAACAAGAUGAUCCCAAGGAGGUACACAAUACAAUGAUUAAAUUGUCAAAGAUUAAAGAUAGGAGGAGGCAGGUCCAGGAUGGCAGCAUAUAAAGAACCUGAACCUACCUCCCACAUACACAUAGAAGCUACACCUAAACACAGAGAAUUCAUCCUGAGAAAACACAGGCCUGAGUAAACACCUUCUACACAAGGGAUAAAAAGACCACAUAAAAAUGUCAGGAGAGAUGGAGGCAUGGUAACAGAGGAAACCCUACUCCCAAUGCAGCCUUGACAUAGAUGAAUCACUUAAAACCUACUAUUUCUAAAAAUAAGGUAAGGGAAUCACUAAAAGGUGUUAAAGACAACAUCAUACAUAAAACACAGAGGAAGGGGAGUAAAAGUAGUGCUGUUAGAAUGUCUUCAAACUUAAGCAACCAUCAACUUACCAUAGAUUGCUAUAGAUGUAGGAUGUCAUAUGAACCACAUGGUAACCACAGACCAAAAACCUGUAAUAGAUACAUAAAAAAUAAAGAGAAGAGAAUCCAGCCAUAACACUAAAGAAAGUCAGCAUGCAUAAGGAAAGGGAGCAAGAAAGGAAGAAAGGAUCAGUGAAUGAAAAAAAAAUCAGGAAACAUUUAACAAAAUGACAGUAAGUACAUACCUAUCAAUAAUUACUUCAAAUGUAAAUGGACUAAAUAUUCCAAUCAAAAGACAAAGGGUGACUGGAUAAAAAAUAUAAGACCCAUCUAUAUGCUGCCUCCAAGAGACUCACUUCAGACCUAAAGACACAGACUGAAAACUGAAAGGACAGAGAAAGAUAUUCCAUGCAAAAAAAAUUUUUUUAAAGGCUGGAGUAGCAGUACUUAGACAAAAUAGACUUGAAAACAAAGACUGUACCACGACACAAGGACUUUUUAUAAUGACUGGAGGCUGAAUCCAGAAAGAAGAUGUAAGAAUUGUAAAUAACUACACACCCAACAAAGGAGCACCUAAACACAUAGAGCAAAUAUUAACAGACAUAAAGGAAGAAUUUGACACUACUACUAAAAUAGUAGAGGAUUCCAACACCCGACUUACAUCAAUGGAUAGAUCAUCCAGAGAAAAAAAAAAAAUCAAUAAGAAAACAGUGGCUCUGAACUACACAUUAGACCAAAUGAAUGUAAUAGAUAUAUACAGAACGUAACAUCCAAAAACAGCAGAGCACUCAUUCUUCUCAGGUGCACAUGGAACACUCUCCAUGGCAGAUCACAUCUUAGGCCACAAAACAAGUCUUCAUAAAUUAAAGAUGACCGAAGUCAUACCAAGCAUAUUUUCUAAUCUGGAAAAAAACACACAUGUGGAGGCUAAACAGCAUUCUACUGAAUAAUUAACUGGUCAGUAGAGAAACUAAAGAGGAAACUAGACAGUACUUGGAGAAUAAUGAAAAUAGAAACACAACAAUUCAAAUCUUUUGGAUGCAGCAAAAGCCAUCCUAAGAUGGAAUUUUACAGUGUCAUAGGCCUACCUCAAGAAUGAGAGCAAAAAAAAAAAUGAAACUAAAAGCUGAUUCUUUCAAAAGAUAAACAAAACUGAUAAACCUUUAGCUGGAGUCAUCAAGAAAAUAAAGGACUCAAAAUCAGAAAUGAAGAUGAGUUAGAACUGACACCACAGAAACAUGAAUUAUAAGAGAUUACUAUGAAAAAUUAUAUGCCAACAAAUUGAACCUAAAAGAAAUGGAUAAAUUUCUAGAAACAUGCAAUCUCCUAACAUUGAACUAGGAAGAGAUAGAAAAUCUGAAUAGACCAAUUGAUGGUAACAAAAUUGAAGCAAUAAUAAAAAAAAAA